AUGACGCGAGGGACUGGAACGGCGCGGUGCAGCAAUGCUGCUCUCAGACCGCUGCGCCCGUGGGUCAGGCAGAGAGAUUCCCUGGAGGAAGGACUUUGGGAGCAUCACAAAUUCUUUCUGCCUAACCAAGGGAGAUGUAGCAAACUGCGGAAAGCUAUUGCUCCCACAUCAAGAAAGCUCCAACUGCCCCAGAAGGAGCACUUGCACCGGCAUCUCACAGGGGGCCGACAAAGUCUCUUCCUCCCACCCAGCUCCGCUCUUCUGUUUAUCCUUUCGGAUGCUCCUCAGAAGUCCAAGACAGCGCAUCUAAGGAGUGGCGGCACAGUGGCAGAGUUUAUCCUCGUUAACUCUGAGCAGAGCUCUCCUUCCACUCAGGCAUCGCUCUUUGCCCUCUUCCUAGCCCUCUACAGCCUUGCCAUGGCCAAGAAUGGCCUCAUCAUCCUCAUCACCUGGACAGACGCCAGGCUCAACGGCCCCAUGUACUUCUUCCUUGGCCACCUGUCCUUCCUGGACGUCUGCUUCAUCACCACCACCACCAUCCCACAGAGGCUGAUCCACCUGGUGGUCGGGAACCACACUCUCUCCUUUGCCUCCUGCUUGACCCAGAUGUAUCUGGCUUUCAGGGUAGGUGUGGCCGGGUGCAUCCUCUUGGCUUUUAUGGCCUAUGCCUAUGUUGCGGUCUGCCACCCCCUGAGCUAUGCCCAGAUCAUGAGCCGGCAGGUCUGUGUGAAGCUGGUGAGUACUGCCCGGUUAUUUGGGCUGACCAAUGGCAUCUUGCUUGAUCACAUGACAUUUCGUGGUCCAUUCUGUAAAGACAAACACAUAGGAAACUUCUGUGAGGCCCCCAGAGUGAUUGCUCUCUCCUGUCGGGGCCCCCAGCUCAGCCUGAGAACGAUCUUUGCCCUCCCGGCCCCCGUCCUCGGAAGAGCCUCCUCCUCAGGUCUGUAAAAGACCUUCUCUACCUGUGCCUCCCAUCUGACUGUGGUCAUCUUCUUGUACACCUCAGCCAUGUUGUCCUACAUGAAUCCCCGCAGCACACACGGCCCUGACAAAGACAAGCCUUUCUGCCCCCUCUCCACCAUCAUCACGCCCAUGUGCAACCCUGUCAUCUACAGCUUUCGGAAGGAAAUGAAGGGGGCCGUGGUGAGGGCCCUUGGGAGGACCAGCUAGAAUCAGGCAGAUUCUGUGUAGUGGGAGGACUCCUGGAGGGAAGCUGCCUCCCCUGGCUUGGUCAUCCCCUAGACCUUACAAGUGGGAAACUCACUAAUUGAUAAGCUUCGGAAAAGAGUAUUACUGGCUUCAUUUCUACCAGCAUCAGUCCUGGAAGAUCCUAUUGAGGUUUAAUUCUCAUCUAUGUGACUUCGCUUCCAGCACAGACUGAGCCUCCCAAUCUUCCCUUACUAACACAUUUUCAUGAUUGGAGCGGCGAGUGUAAUGAAAUGAAGAAGUUUCUCUAAAACUUAGGGAAAGGCAGUAUGCUCCUCAAAGGGAAAGACAGCGAAGAAGAUGACCAGCCCAUUCUUUGCAGAGCAUUUUUUUCCAGGGCAUAGUCAAUUACUAGGAACCCUGGCUUUGAAAAAGGAGCA
This is a messenger RNA of Manis pentadactyla (Chinese pangolin), 1586 nucleotides long. Its product is annotated as olfactory receptor 10AD1. Gene Ontology annotation, biological process: G protein-coupled receptor signaling pathway. Gene Ontology annotation, molecular function: olfactory receptor activity. The record is from RefSeq and is a predicted model, not a curated record. Lineage: Eukaryota; Metazoa; Chordata; Mammalia; Pholidota; Manidae. Gene Ontology annotation, cellular component: membrane.